Stylonychia lemnae is the source of this 2667-nucleotide messenger RNA. NCBI's taxonomy places the organism in Eukaryota, Ciliophora, Spirotrichea, Sporadotrichida, Oxytrichidae. The record is from the annotation of a GenBank genome assembly.
AUGAGACAACUGCAGAAUCUAAUUUAAGAAAAUGGAUUAGUAACCUCUAAUCAAUAAGCAAGUACUGCUGAUAUGGCAACAACAGAAGCACCAAUAUCGAUAAAAGCUGCAGCUCCACCACCUCCUGAAACAACAAAACCCCCAGUCACAACAACUUCUACUACUACUUAGCCAGUAUUUUGCAAAACUUAUUUUGAUAUCAACCCAAAUCCAUCUAAUACUUCCUGGGAAGGAAACUACUGCAAAGUAUGCAACAAUUAAACUCAUGUAAGAGUGUUCUUGACUGAUAGAAUUACUUGUGCCCCUGCUAUUAAGCAACAAGGAAUAUGCUAACUAAAUGGAAGAUAUAAUACUUAGGGACAAACCUUUGCUCUAUAUCAAGUUUAACAUUCUUAAGAAGAAAUAUGCUACAGAUGCACAACAUGUGCAAAAGGGUUUAGCAAGCAAAUAGUAAGAUAUGAGUAUGGACCAUUCUUUUUGAGAAAGUGUGUAAAAGGUUAGCCUUCACCACUACUAGAUUAGCUUCUUUGGCAUUAAACGCUAAUCAAAAUUGGAGAUAAUGUUGAAAUAAAGGCCUGUGAUAGAAACUAUUAUAGAGGAUCAAUCAAAGAUUCAUCAUUAAAAUCUCAGUCAAUUUGUCUAUACAAUAAGUGUGGUAUCAAUGGUUUUGGACCUGACUACUCAGAACCUUCUACUCUCUGUAGAGGGACAGAAAUUACGCCUGGAUCAAAGCAACAAAAAGCCUUGUAUAUAAAUAAUGGCACUCAUAUACAUGCUCCUUUUCUGUUUGUUCAAUAAGCCCUUAGCUAAAUAAACAAAGAAGCUCCAUAAUAUCAGAAGUACAAUGCUACGAUUUGGUUAAUGAAAGGGGAUCAUUUCUUUUUUUAUUGUAAUGGUGUUACAAAAUUUGAUCCAUAGUAGCCUGUCUAAUUAGAAUUUUGCAACCCUGAAUCAAUGCAAAACUCCUAUAUUAAAAGCAACAAUGUUUAUCUAAAUGUUAGAGCUCUUAGUUGUGAAAAACUGUCAUCUAUAGGUUAUACUUUUGUUGGGGGAGGUGAGCUUAAGGAGUAUUGCAUAUUCUUAAACGGUUUUGAAGAAUUCCCAAAGCUAUACAUAAACUCAAACAUGUUUUACUUCAACAUUACUCGAUAUGCAUAUUUUGAAAAUGUAUUCUUUGAUGGUUCAAAUUAAUAUGGGUAAGUAUUGAUUAAUGUAAUAACACCGAAUGGUGUCACCAAUCAAAUAAAAAUUGAAAAUGAAAAGCUCUCAAUAAUUCCAUUCAAAAAAUGUGACGUAAACGAAGACAGUUCAAACAGUUAAAAUAGAAUUUCAUUUUCUGAGAAUUAGAAAUAGAUUUUAGUAAAGGGGCUUAAGGUGAAUCUCACUUGUGUAAAUAAUGAGCAAGAUAAAUUAGUGUCUUAGCCUAACACUUCGAGCGAUGCUUGUACUGCUUUUACAACCAUUGAUUCAUAAACUCAAUGCUCUGGAGAGCCUUACAGUGAAGAUUUUUAUCAGUAUGAUGAGCAAUAAACUGGAAUGCCUUUUCUAAGAAGAAAAGUUUUAUUUAACAUUUACUCUUUUGACAGAGCUAAUUCUAACGAAAUGAGUUCGCCAUAACUUAUCUUGUCUGGCUGUACCUUCCAGUAUUUUGUGAAUAAUUACGAGGCAUUAGUUUACGUCGAGAAUAAUAACUACUAUAGUGAAGGAUAGAGAAAAGGAGAGAGUUUUGUAUUUCUAGGAGAAGAUAGAGGAAUCAGUUAUGAAGAUUACUAAUACAGUGAGGCUCAAAUAAUUAUUUCAGAUUCUGAGUUUACAUAUCUAAAUUGGAUAUCAAAUACCACUGGAAUGGCAUAGUAUUUUGCUAAUGAAGGUUACAAUCAAAGAAUGAAUACAAAUAACAAGAUUAGUGUCCCAAAUUUUUACCAUAAGGGAAUUAUCCUAAAUAUUGAAGAUUUCUAGGGACCUGUUGAGUUUUCAGGGUGUAAAUUUGUGAAAAACAUGAUUUAUAUCCCAGAAAUUUACUUUUAACCCCAUUAUGUUAGCCAAAAGAACUCUAUCUAGACUUUCUAAUCAAGAGAAGAAUUCAUUUAUAGAUUCAAAAUAUGUGAUAGUGACACUAAUAAAGCUAAAUAUUUCAUGGAUACAGGCUUCGACUAUAAUUCAAACUUAGACAGUAUGUUCAAUGAUUUCGAAAGACUCAGUGUCAUUUAUAUUUCAAGAAAUCAAGGAAAUAUCAUUUUCCACAAUAAUAAGUUCACCGACAAUAUUGGUAUGUAUGGUGGUGCUAUUACUAUCAAUAGUCCGAAUUUCAAAAAUGGCAAAAACUCAUUCGUUAUCAUCAACAAAAAUAUAUUCUACUAUAACAUGGCAUAUGUUUCAGGGAACAGCAUUUAUAUAAGGACAACCAAAAUACUUUAAAAUUUCAAUGAGUAGUGCGGAGGAAUAUAUAUGAACGAUAAUUACUUUUUCAGAAAUAUUGGAAUGAAGAAGCAUAAUGGAGGAACUCAGAAAUCAAUUAUUCUAGUAAAACAAAUGUAACCCUCAAAGAUUUCAUUAAUCCUGACAUAUAUUACUCUUUCAAUCCAAAUCUUACAACGAUUCAAAAUAGUAUAUUUGAAGAAAAUCUAUCAGGAGGGAAAGGACUAGCAAUUUAUUCCAGAUACAUGA